CCCGGAUAGUGACAGCGCCCCCCCCCAUUCCAAAGGAAAGGGGCCGGCGCGCAGCCUGGCAUGAUGGCUUGGGGUUGCUCAUGCUGUGUUCCCUUCGAUGACUUCGAGGACUUCGGCGCGCCCGGUGGGCCCAGUGCGGCUCUGCGGCCGGAAGCCUGCGCCAGCCCGCCGCAGGGAAGUUGGCCUGCGAGGCCCAGCAGGCCGGAGAAGUCAAGGAGGAAUGUGGUGGCAGCUGGUCUGAGUCGAUUCACAGAGGGCGAGCUGAAACCACAGCCUGAUUGGGAGCAAUUGACGGAGCGGGUGGUUUGCGUGCUCGCCCAGAACCCUUCCACCUUUACGUUGAAUGGGACGAAUUGCUACUUGGUCGGCACUGGCCGGCGACGCCUGCUGGUGGACGCCGGGGAAAAGUACCGGGGCGGCAAGGCCUUCAUGGAUAUUUUGGACAAGUGCCUGAAGGAGUUGGGGGUGGAAGGUCUGGAUGGCAUUGUCAUUACCCACAUGCACCAUGACCAUUACGGCAAUGUUGGCAGGCUGCAAAGCAAGUACGGCCCAGUCCCGGUCUAUUCCCGUGACAUUGACCGCGAGACCUUUCCAUUGCUGGCAGAAAUCCGGCGCCGCGGUCAGCUGCAAUAUUUUGUUGGCUUGGAUGGGAGGCCUCUUCUCAACCCGAGCGACGCCGAGCCUCCGGCGCUGCCGAAAGAUUUGGACGUCUCGUGGGCCCGGAACAAGGUGAAGAAUUUCCAUGGCAAGACCACGGGCGAGAAGCUCCACAGGUUCUUUUUCCUGCUGUGGCAUCACCAAGACCUCCUGGAUCGCCUGAGGAGCUACGAAUACCCUUGGAAUCCUUUGGCGAGUGGGGACCGCAUUGUCACGGAGGGUGCGACACUGGUUGCCAUGCACAUGCCGGGCCACUCGGAAGACCACAUGUCUUUUUUGCUGGAGGAGGAGCACUCGCUCUUCUCAGGGGACCACGUGCUGGGCUGGGGCACCACCUUCAUACUGGAGAUGAAGGAUUACAUGGACUCUCUCCGGAAGAUGCUCCACAUGCAGCCGGUGAGCCUGUUCCCCGGGCAUGGGCACUUCAUCGAAGAUGGGGUGGCCACGCUGCAGCGCUACAUCGACCACCGGCAGCGAAGGGAGGAACAGGCUUGGCAGGCGCUGGUGAGGCGCACCGAGCCGGUGACCGUGGAGGAGUUGGUCCACGAGCUGUAUCCGAACACCAGCAAGGAGCGGCUUUGGAUGGCCAAGGGCAAUGUGGAGGUGCUCCUCCGCAAGUUCGUGCAGGACGGCGCCGCGGCCGCCUUCGAAGGCCGCGAGGCGACGGACGCGCCGUUGGUGCGGCUGCGGGGGCUGCCCACGGGCUACGUGGAGCGCAACCUGCCGGAGGACUACCUUUGGGUGGCCCGCCGGGCGGCUCCAAAGCUGUGAGCCCACCUGAAUCACUGGCUUCCGCGAGCCCAAUUAAGAAAACAGAAAAAACACUGCAAAAGGAGGCUCCAUAUAGAGCGGUCACGUCUCAUUGGCUAG
Messenger RNA from Effrenium voratum, 1527 nucleotides. NCBI's taxonomy places the organism in Eukaryota, Dinophyceae, Suessiales, Symbiodiniaceae. The record is from the annotation of a GenBank genome assembly.